Messenger RNA from Setaria italica (foxtail millet), 990 nucleotides. Its product is annotated as CASP-like protein 5B3. The coding region runs from base 268 to 744 and encodes 158 amino acids. The transcript has 3 exons. Gene Ontology annotation, cellular component: membrane. Lineage: Eukaryota; Viridiplantae; Streptophyta; Magnoliopsida; Poales; Poaceae. The record is from RefSeq and is a predicted model, not a curated record.
CAUAUAAAUUUGGUCAAACUUGAGAUACUUUGACUCUCUAAAAUUCUUAGAAUGACUUAUAAUUUGGAAUGGAUGGGUAAUAAAGAUCAAGGAUGCGAGCGCCAGACCAGGUGAUCCAUCCCAGCUACCAGCUCCGAUCCGCACAAUCAAGAGAGCACAGAAAUUAAAAGUGUCUGUACCAGCUGGCUCUCCCUCUUCCUCUUCCAACCUGCUGCAGCUAGCUAGUGCUAGCCUCGCGCAGGAACUGGUCUAUAGCUCGGCGAAGAGAUGAAGGACAUACUGGGGAGCCCAGGGACGUGGAGCGGCUUGGCGCUGCGGGUGUCGCAGUUCGUGUGCGCCGCCGCCUCUCUGGCAGCCAUGGCCUCCGCUUUCGGCUUCACAAACUACUCCGCUUUCUGCUUCAUGGCUUUAUCAAUGAGCCUGCAGCUUAUUUGGAGUUUCAUCCUUGCUUGUAUUGAUAUUCAUUCUUUGAAGACUAACUGGGAUCUUCACAACACUCGGCAUGUAUGGAAGUACCUCAUCGGUGAUUGGGUAUUGGGGAUUGCCUCGAUGGCAGCAGCUUCUUCCUCAGCUGGCGUGGCCAUCCUUCUCGUGAGAGAUUCCCAAUUCUGCAGGGUGCACGAUUACCAGUAUCUUUCAUGCAGUCGAUAUGAAGUUUCAGUCAUCCUAGCUUUCAUGGCAUGGUCAUUCAUAGCUGCAUCUGCUGGUUCCACGUUUUGGCUGCUCGUCUCACUUGUCGAGUGACUUAUAUGUAUUUUUUCUAAUAUGAGCUUUUCUUUUUUUUAAUAUAAUCGGCAACUUUUCCGCUGAUUUCAUUUCAAAAGAAAUAUACAGGAGGUAGUCCCUACUGGUUAUAAUAUAGUAUGAAAGAUAAAUUGAAGUGUCCUGUUGUGACUCUGCUUGUGCUUGAGGCAUUUAAUUAACUUUCAAUGGGGGUGGAAGCUUGUGAAUCUAAGCCGAUGGCUCUGAAUGCAUAAAUCCAGGCUUCCA